AACAACUUAGUAUCGGAAUAUUGUUCUCGGGAGUUACUACAGUAUAUCUCUGUCCUCCGCUUUCUAAAUCACUGUGUCUCGCUCUCUUAUCUCUCUUCCUUUCACUAAUUUUCCGGACAACGCUGACACAUCGGCGUACGCUUCUUAUAAUAAACAGAACAAUUCGAAUGCACUCAGAGUGACACUUGUAGUGAUGCGUAACUGAACGUACAUUUCUAUCUCGUUAUUUCAUCAUAUAAAUACUUUUCUCUACUUUUCCGGAUAGUACAUAGUGUUCCGACGUCGGCAAACAUCUCCGCACAAUCCCUGGUCGAACAUAUUUUAGCAACAAAAUAGAAAUGAUCAAAUACUCUACCACAUUAACUGCCAUGAUAUUCCUCUCUGGCUUUCUUGGACACACUAUUUCUCAACAAGACCUGCCCAACGCGGAAGAAGUGUUAAACAAAGUUUCCAGUGCCAUCAACUUAACCUCAUCUAGUGGAAUCCAGAAUAUAAAUAAUAUCAACACAUCUGGAAUACAUGUUCUGGAAGAAGCUACAAAUGUUUUCAAACAAAGAUGCGAGCAAUAUGGAGGAGACGGCGCAUUCGAGAAUGUUGAGAAUGCAAGGGAUAAAUUCAAACAGUGCCUUGAUUCGUUUGUUAACUACACAGCAUUGGAGCAAGAAAUGGAACAGUACAAGCCUACUGGAGAUUUGGAUAUAGUGUUCAAAAAGUACUGCCAAAAAACUCCCACUCUUAAGCAAUGUGUCAGAAAUUUUACCACAGCAGUGGAACAUUGUGUACAACCACAGGAACGAAAAAAUAAAGAACUUGUUCAUAAUAUUACAGAUUCUCUCUUAAAUUUUGUAUGUUACAAAGAAGGAGAUCGUAUUGCUCUUUUCAUAUCUGCUAAUGGGCCAGAGUGUCUGAAGUCCAAACAACAGGAAAUUCAACAGUGUAUAAACUCUACGUUGGGAAGUUAUAUGAUUCAACUAGAUUCCAACACUGAAACUUUACAUUUGUUAGAUAAUCUUCCACUCCUUGCCCUUGGAAAUAAAGAAUGCACGGACAUGUUCAAACUUCAAAGUUGUAUUGUAAAAGAUCUGGAAGAAUGUUCAGAUCCAACACCAGCAAAUAUUGUAGAUUCUAUAUUUAAUUUUAUUCGAAGAGCAACACCAUGUCAGAAUAUGAUGGCACCUGAAAGUGCUGCUUCUAACUUCAAAGUUAAUUUACUAGUUACAAUAAGUCUAGUAUUUAUGUCAUUAAGAUUUGUAUAAAAGAUUUAGUUCUAAUAGAGUUUAUGUACAAAGAAAUUACUUUGGGAGAUAAAAAGAUUUUUUUUCUACAAAUAUAAAUUUUACUAUUCAAAAUAUUAGGUUUUCAAUGAAGCAUGAUAUGUGAUACUUUUGAAAGUAAAAGUAACAUUCCAAUGUAUAAAAAAAAUAAAUUUUUUUAUCUUCAAAAAUUGUUUUUACUACAUUGAUUGCAAUGUAAUAAACAAAAUUUGUACUAUUCUAAUGAUUCUGGUACCUCAGAAUAGACUGACAUAUUUGUAAGUGUCCAUCUGAAUAUACAAACAAAUGUUAAAUAUAAGUUAUAACUACAGUAGAAUCUAGAUCUUUCUUCACUUUUGCUACAUUUGGAAUAUAUUCAAUUUUGUACCAUAGUAAUGUAAUCAACUAAAUUCAUACAGACUUGUAAUAUAACUACUAUGAAUUAUAUGCAAUAACAAGCCUCA
Bombus terrestris (buff-tailed bumblebee) is the source of this 1717-nucleotide messenger RNA. Its product is annotated as 27 kDa hemolymph protein. Bases 339 to 1256 code for a protein of 305 amino acids. The transcript is spliced from 4 exons. The record is from RefSeq and is a predicted model, not a curated record. Lineage: Eukaryota; Metazoa; Arthropoda; Insecta; Hymenoptera; Apidae.